GGGGGACGGGAGCGGCUUGGGAAGUGCGUUCAUUUGGCCCCAUGGCUCCAUUCGGUCACCGUAACUUCCAUUUUCGUUUUGACCCAUAUGCAGUAACGUGGACCUCUCGGCCGUCCAACGAAGCCAUUCACCAUGCGAAGACUCGAGGGGAAAAGCCCCAAGAUGAUCAGCCGCAGUGAGCUCGAGUCGGGCAUACCAUCGAUGACCCUUCCGCGUGUGACACCACCCCGAAGCAGAGCAAGGGCAUAUGCAUCGAUCUCAGCUCUCUGAAGCCUCCUCAAGUGUUGGGUCUUCAUUCAAGAUCUUUUUUGUGUGCAAUCUCCAACCUGAUAGUUCUGACGAUGACCCAACCUUGUGCGCGUACGUUGUUGAUUGUUUUCUUGACUUUGACAGGUACUAGCAAUGCUGCCGCUGUGGGCAAAGCUGUGAGAGAGCCGGUUGCCCUAAGUAGCAGAGCCGACGUCAACCUGACUCUUCUCAACAAUGCGACAUCUAUUGUACAAAGCUUGGAUUUCACGGCCAACUGCACUUUAUCCAUAUCAUGGUAUAAGAAUCUUCCCACGAGUGGAGCCGGCUCCGGGAACGACACGAUUAACAUUGACUUUUUACGUUCCGCUUUGCCAACCGAGUACCAAGACGAGAGUAACGACCAAAUCUCAAGCUUCUACGAUGAUAUGUCAUCUGGGUCCCUUUCUAGUCUCGGAUGGAUAGUUACUGCGAAAGACGAUAUUGAAACCGCUUGUAUUACUCCGCAAUUCGAGAAACAGAUAUCACUCUCGAACCUUAACGCGACACAAAACUGCACUGCAACAGCGAGAUUCUUAAGCAGCCUGGGUUGGAUUACCGGACCCCAUACUUAUACUGCUAAUACCUCGAACAACACUUUAUGGCUCGAAUUCUUAAGCGCUGCUCUUCCGCUAGCGGAUCAGAACCUCACCGACCUCGAAUUACUCGUUUAUCGCAACUACUUUUUGGCUUCUGAGAAUGCUGUAAAUAUCACGGACUAUCUCGAGGCAGCUGAUAGUGCGUGUGAGAAUGAUAUCUGUGAGGUCCAAGGCUACACUGGCAAUCCAGACAUUGCUGGCAUUGGAGUAAUCAUUUCAUACACUGUUGAGGCUGCUCUUAUCACAAUAUACUUCGUCGCCACUAACUUCUGUCACUCGACGUUGCAUAAAAGGGUUACAAAUGCCCUCGAAAAGGCGUCAGACGAGCUCUCAGACGGAGCACUCUUCUUCUCACUAUCUAUCAGCACCGCUGGAUGGGUAUCUCUCGUCUCCGGGACAUCAUAUUACGAAAAGCUCGUGUUCACCUCCGCCAACGUUCUCGCGCUCAGUGCUCUCUUCGCUUUCCUUGGCAUGUACACCGAAGAGGGUGGAGAGAAACGAGGGCGGUGGAUUCCGUCUUUCAUGAUAUUUGCGAUACUGGUAGAAAGCGCGAUUCAAUACAUCGUUUAUCUGACUCAAUCAGAUACCAAGUAUGACGACUAUGCUUGCCUGCAUCCAAUGUUGCAAGCCGAUAGCUACAAUCCUACGGUUUUCGAGGCUUUAUUCUUUGUUUUAUUAGGGUUGUCGGUUAUUGCUGCUUUCGUUGGAGCCUUUUGGUUAGGCUUCAAAACCACGGAGAAGGGGGAGAAGAUCAACGGAGCGGUCGAAAACGUGAUCAUUUACACACGGAUCUUCGUCCAAAUCGUGGCUAUUACUGUCAUGUGGGUUGAGCUGGUCUACCUCUGGAAGAUCCGCAACAUCAUGUCCGGGAUUGCGGGAGCAACCUGGAGCGAGGGAGCAUGGGGCUUUGGUCAGAUUCUUGCGCUCUUCAUCUGGUUCCCUCCAGUCAUUGAUAUACUGGGGAAUUUGAUCCUACCGCCCUGCAUGCUCCCAAAGGAAGAGGAGAAGUGUAAGUGCGAGGCAUUAGGCCAUACAUGCGUUUGUGUGCCGAACGCGGGUCAGGGCAGUGAGAAGGGCAAGGAAGACGGGAAAGCGGGAACAAAAGGAAGUGCCGCGGUUUCUCAGAAGGGCAAGGACGACGAGAAAGCGGAAAUAAAGGCAAGUGUCGUGCCUUCUGCGAAGAGCACUUAGUCAGACGGGAAAGAUCUAUGUUCAGAACGACGGGAAGUACGGUAAUGGUAGUUGGCGACACAGUUUUCCGAGGUAUAUUGAUUGAUGGGAUGCGAUCAUUGACAAUUCGAAGCGGAUAAUUGAAACGUGUUGGUUGAACAGAUUGAACUUUUGAAUCGUUAAUAAAAGCUUGUGUCAUUCCUC
Messenger RNA from Hyaloscypha bicolor E, 2258 nucleotides. RefSeq lists its product as uncharacterized. Bases 342 to 2075 code for a protein of 577 amino acids. The record is from RefSeq and is a predicted model, not a curated record. The transcript has 4 exons. Lineage: Eukaryota; Fungi; Ascomycota; Leotiomycetes; Helotiales; Hyaloscyphaceae.